GUUUGAUAAUUUUGUAAUAACCGGCUGUCAACGAUGGCAGUUUCACUUUUAUUAGUUUCUUUAUUAAUUUCUUUCUGUGUUAGUGUAGCCGAUGCUUCAGUUGAAGGGCUUUAUUGUGGCCAUGAAAACUGCUACGAAAUUCUCGAUGUCACAAGAGAGUCAACAAGGCAAGAAAUCGUGAAAGCUUAUCGAAAACUGGCCAGAAAAUGGCAUCCAGAUAUGCACAAGACAGAAGAGAAAAAAGAAGCAGCUUCACAGAUGUUCCAAAAAAUCGCCAAUGCGUAUGAGAUUCUUAAAGAAGAAGAUUCCAGAAAUGAUUAUGACUACAUGCUUGAUCACCCAGAUGAAUUUUACUACAACUAUUAUAGAUACUACAGAACUAGAACAGCUCCUAAAGUUGAUGUUAGAAUUGUGAUAGCUGUAACAAUAACUGUGAUUUCUAUUGUACAGUAUUAUGGAGCCUGGUCAAAUUACAAGGAGGCAAUUAAUUAUCUGUGUAAGGAACAGAAGUACAGAUACAAGGCUCAAGUUACGGCUAAAGAAAAAGGUCUAUUACCAGUUUCUAAGAAGUCAGAGUCGGGGCGGAAAACAAAGGAAGAGAUGAAACAAGAAGAAGAAGCCAUUAUUAAACAAAUUAUUGAAGAUAACAUGGAUAUAAGGGGAGGAUAUAGAAAGCCGACAUAUACAGAUGUAUUAUGGGUUCAACUUUUGUUUAGCCCGUAUUAUCUGUUUAUGUAUAUAAAGUGGUAUAUUAGAUGGAUCUGGAAGUUUAAGAUUAAAGGAGAAGAAUAUGGCACGGAAGAGAAACUAUAUAUGAUACGAAAAUAUCUUAAACUUAAUUCUAGCCAAUUUGAUGCAUUAGAGGAACAUGAGAAGGAGAAAUAUUUACACAAAGAACUCUGGAUUAGAGAACAUUUUGAAGAAUGGAAGAAAGAACAAGAUGAAGAAAUGAAGACAAAGUUAGCUGAGAGUGCAAGAUAUAAAAGUUAUAGACGUUAUAUGAAGAAGGGUGGAGCUGGACAAAUGACUUUCGGACCAGAAUAACGAUAACAUUAUUAUAGGAUUAUAUCUUCUUGUGUUCAUGUUUCUAAGUUUAAAACAUAGUAUAUGAAAUUGAUUGUAAGUUAUUGGAUGAAGUAUUAGGGAAGUUUGCUCAGCUGGUUCAGCAAACUGUAACUGUAAAGUAGUUAAACAGACUGUAGUGACAAGCAGUGAGCAAACUGUUACAGGGUCAUAUUGUAUUACUGCUUUAGAAGAAUAAUAUAGAUUAUAUUAACAGCUAAAGUACAAAAAAUUUAACAUAUCCUUUCUCUCUUCAUGAAUUUGUGAUAGUGUACUUUUUAAACAUUGUAUGUUCUUGAGAUGUGUCCUAGUUUUAGUUAUCAGCUCAACUAUUUAAAUGAAAGGAGGGAGUUUUGGCCUGUUUAUUAGAGAUUGUGUAACAUUUGGUUAAGAUUUGACAUAUAACUAUGUUUCACAUUUACCAUUGUAACUUAACAUCUCUUUAGGAUAAAAAUAAUGAACAGGUUUUCGGUAUAAAAAUAAUUAACAUGUCCUCAGGAUAGAAAUGAUUAACAUGUCCUCAGGAUAAAAAUGAUUAACAUGUCCUCAGGAUAAAAAUAAUUAACAUGUCCUCAGGAUAAAAAUAAUUAACAUGUCCUCAGGAUAGAAAUGAUUAACAUGUCCUCAGGAUAGAAAUGAUUAACAUGUCCUCAGGAUAGAAAUGAUUAACAUGUCCUCAGGAUAAAAAUAAUUAACAUGUCCUCAGGAUAGAAAUAAUAGAUUAUUAUGUAAGACCUAUAACUCUUAGUGUAUUAAGGAUUUUUACUUGAUUGUCUCCCUGAAAAAAAAUACUUAAGUAGGAUAAGUUUUACAUUACUUAAAUUGGACACAUUUUACAUUACUUAAGUUGGAUAAGUUUUACAUUGAGAAUUAUUCUCUUUAAUUAUAGAGUAUGUUCACUAGAAGCUUCUCUUGUGUCUAGGAUCAUGAUUGUCACUGUCCAAGAACCAUCACUCUGGCAUGGAAUUGGACUGAAUUAUUGCCCUUUGUGAACUUUGAAAAUGCUGUUUUUAUGAAAAGAAAGAAAUGAAAAUCAUAUCUGAUAGUAUGAAAUAUACAUGUAUUAGAAAUAAUGUACAAACAUACAAGUGUUUGUUUAGAAAUAUUGGAAUGAGGAAAAUUAACUUGUAUAUCUACAUGUUUGAAAUCUUAUUUCUUCUAUUGUUUAUCUGUACUUAUAAUGUAAAUGUUUUGCAGGGCGGCAGUUGUCAAGUGGUAAAAAUUGUUAACUUCAAACCACCUUUUACCUUAAUACUGUUUGUUAGAAUCCUGAGGGGGAUUUUUAGAUUCUUUUAUGUGAGGGAGCAAUCCAGCUAGCUUUCAGAACAUUUGGUUGUGCUACUAAGGUGCCCAUCUAUGUCUGACUACUAAAGUGACCAAUAAUGUCUGAAAUAAUGCACAGAAGUGCACCGGAGGUCUUCCUCCACCAGUACUGGAAAGUCCCUAUUUGACCAAAACUGUGUUGGUGUGAGUUAAACCAAAAUAAAACAAAAAAAGCAACACACUCCUGGACAAGUAUAAUUGGCUCAAGUGUAAGUUUUUUUUUUGUUUUGAAUGAAUAUAAGGUAUUUGAGGUACAGCUCUAGCUUCUAGCUCUACUUAAUGUGUUGAGAAGACAUUAUAAUUGGCAGUAAUGUCAAACUGUAACAGUAAAAGCUCAUCUUUAAUGUUUCAGUUAUGUUUCAUUCAUGAUAAAAUUGUAGUUAGAACUGCUCACAGAAUUUGUUUCAGAAAUGAAGGUUUGAUCAUAAUCUGUGUAUGCUCUGAAUGCAUUAAUUUGCGAAAAAGUUAUCUGUAAAGACAGGAGUGUAUAUUUCGCUGACAUUUUCUAGUAUUGGUUUUUCUUGCUUUUAUUCUGUAAGAGUUGUGUCCCCUGUAAUAAUCAUUUACAACAGUGAAGAAUCUCAUCUAUUGAUUGUAGUAAGGUAAUAAUUUGUGAUAAAAACUACUUAGCAAUAUCUUUAAAUAAGGACAAAAUAGUUAUUAUUUUGUAAAUAUUUUUGAUAAAUAGAUAUCGCGCUACAAAUAUUUUACCAUAUUUUUUUUAUUUGAUUUUGGCAUUAACAUCUAUACUGUAUAAUGUAUGAACACAACGUAUAUAAGAGCUAGAAUUCGGUAACACUAAAAUGACAUCGUUAAAAGAUGCUAACUGUUUGUUUUUAGCUUUUUAAAAGUUUGAGCAAGAUUUUUUAUCUCAAUGCUCUAAAUUUAGGAAUUAAUGGUUGGUCUACUGAUAUAAGUUUCUAUUUAACUUUUCUUUUUUUGUCAAAAUAAUGAUCCUAGUUUAAUGUUUUAUAGAAAUUUGUAGUAUUACUUACUUAAAAUCUAGUUUUACUAGAACAAUGUAACUAUCAUUUUUACAACUGUUAUAGGUAAUGUAAUGUCACCAAAGAAAUUGUCAAUAGUAUAUUGUUGGUUUUUAUUUUAAAGGGGAUUUUAUUGUCUCAUUUUGAAAAGGUUAACAGGUCAAACUAGUAGUUCAGUUACAUCUGAUUAUAUUCUGUGGUUUAAGUUAUAUGAAUAAAAUAAUAUUAGAUAUUUAUA
Messenger RNA from Ruditapes philippinarum (Manila clam), 3606 nucleotides. Its product is annotated as dnaJ homolog subfamily C member 25-like. The transcript has 11 exons. Gene Ontology annotation, biological process: protein folding. Gene Ontology annotation, cellular component: endoplasmic reticulum membrane. Lineage: Eukaryota; Metazoa; Mollusca; Bivalvia; Venerida; Veneridae. Bases 34 to 1044 code for a protein of 336 amino acids. The record is from RefSeq and is a predicted model, not a curated record.